GCAGCAGUAGUAGUAGUAGUAGUAGUGUGUGUGUGUGUGUGUUUGCGUGUAGAGCACGAUUUAGAAAGAGUUGACCUCAGAUAGGUUAUACAAAGAGGAAAGCGGAGUGUAACAGCGUUAUUUGUCUUGAGUUUAGGAUUAAAUAACGCCGGAAUGGAUCCGUUCACCGAGAAACUGUUGGAGCGCACACGAGCUCGCAGGGAGAAUCUUCAGAAGAAGAUGGCGGAGAGACCCACAGCAGCCAACCGGCAAAUGACCAAGAGGUCUAGAGAGCCACUUACAGAGACGAACAGUGUUGUCAGCCAGCCACCAGCUGAAAAAGUACUUCCCACCUCCAAACCCUCUCCUUCUAAGCGUCGCUGCUCAGAGGAGAAUGCUUGUUUCACUGGGGAAGAGAACAAGGAGCCUGUUGCUCUUCAAGUCACAACUUCAGAGCCUGCAACGGACAAGAAGCCGCCCAUUGCACCAAGCAGUAUCCACUCAGCUACAGUGGAAAGACUGGCUGAUCUUUCUAGCUCAGACUCAGGCACAGGACUUACAAACUCUCCAGACAUUGUGAAAAUGGAGACUUGUCCUUCACAGAUCCUAACAGGAUGCACAGAUAAGGUGAUGAAGCGCUCUAUGAUGGAGGAAAGCAGCGAAGUUCUCAGUGGUGCUUCUUCUCUCACUCCAGCUGCCAGCAACAUGAAAUCUCGUCUGCAGAGACUGGCAGAACAGAGGAACUACUGGGACUCGGAGGGUAACUUUGAGCCAGUCCCCAACAGUGCAGCCCUGUCCCCUGUUAAAUCCCAGAGGAUGGAGAUUGCUACUAAUCCAGCUCCAGCCAUCACAUCAGAGAAGCCAUUAGGUAGAAAGGGCAGACUGGCAAACCUUGCUGCCACAAUCAAUACCUGGGAAGAUGAUCUUGGGCAUCCGUCCACUUACAGAGAUGAUGCACAAGGGCAGCCUGGCACAGCCUGUGUUCCUCCUCAAACACGUGUGGGAAUGAGCAGCAGUGUCAAGCCCAUUGCUGCUGCACAACAGGUUAAAUCUGUCCAGUCAGUUGCUAGCAAGCCUGUCCACAGCACUCAGCAGCCACCAGUUUAUUCUCCAGUCAGAUCAUCCAGAGUGAAUCCUCCAAGCCCCCAGAAGACUGAGGUGCCUGGGCCAAAACUGACUAAAGGACCCCUCUCCCCUGCAUCAAGCCCCCUGAAGAGUUUCUCUAGUCAGCACUCAACUCCACUCAAAUCUGGAAUAGUCCCAUCUUCUCCUCAAGCUACUCAGUGUUCCCAAAGCCCUCUGAAGACUCAGACCCCAUGCAAAGAACUAGGACCAGGAAAAGUGGUUAAUGCAAGUCCUGCAAAAACAAACAUUCCUACCAACCCAUCCUCCAGUGUAGUACGCACUCAGGCUACUGAGGGGCUGACCAAGGAUACAACACCCCUACAGAAAAGUGGCCCAGUUGGACCUGCUGGGGGUGUUAAGUCAUUUUUGGAGCGUUUUGGAGAAAGGUGCCAAGAACUUAAUCAGGGAUCUCCUCUUAACGGUGUGGGUCUGGCUCGUACACCUGCUGCUACACCGUCAUCCCCUCACAAAUUGAGUCUGCUUCAGGAGAGGCUUGCUGUCACACAGGGAGCUUCCAGUACUGCCCUCCUCACCCAGAAGCAGAAAAUGGAACGUGAGGCAGAAUUGGCACAGGUUCGCGGUCGAUUUCAGAACAGCCAGGUGUCAAAAAGCAGAGAGGAUCUCACAGAGGACACGAAAAACUCAGAGUCUAAGGUGGUGGAAGACUCCAAUAAAAAGUCUGUUCCAGAACUUAACGAUGAGCCAUCGGCACCACUCCUGAAUAAUCUGGAAAAGAAAUUCAGUGAGAAUGAAACAUCAAAUAUAAAGCCUGUACUGUCAAGCCCAAUGAAGAAGGUUGAGGUUUCUCUAGAAAAAGCAGAAGUAGAUGAGCAAAGAGAAAAAGAAACUGAGGAGGAGAUGCGUGAGAUCGAGAUGAAUGUCGAUGCCUCCAUUAACUCUGAGGUCAUUAACAAUCUGUUUGAAGAUGUUUUGGAGGAAAAUGAUGAGCAUAAUCCUGAAGAGGACGAGGAAGAAGAUGCUCUAAACAUCUCCUCCAUGUCUCUCCUUGCCCCACUGGCAGAGACUGUGGCUGCUGUGGUCAAAAGCCCUGAGAGGAAAGUCAUGCAGACAUCAACCCCGGCAAGCUCAUUUAUUGAGAAAAAAGGGACUCCUGAGGGUGUAUCCAGGCCCACAAAGUUCCAAAGGACACGAAUGCUUCGUGCUGGCUCUUCUGACAGCAUUGAAGCUCUAGAAGAAGAGCACAAACUUCCCUACAGCAUUGAUGCAUACCGAUCAACCAGAGUGAAGGAGACUGAGAGACCUCAGGUGAAACAGGUGAUUGUGAGGAAGGAAGAUAUGUCGCAAAGAACGGAAGAGCCCCGGAAUACCAGUCACAUUAGCAUUAAACAAAAGAUGCAGGCUUUGACCAAUGAGAUGAACAUGCAGCAGACAGUGAUCCAUCAAGCCAGUCAGGCAUUGAACUGCUGCACAGACGAGGAGCACGGAAAGGGCUCUCAGGUGGAAGCUGAAGCUGAGAGGCUCCUGCUUAUAGCCACUGAGAAGAGGGUGGCUCUGAAAGCUGAGCUGGAUCGACUGAAGGCAGAGGGACCAGCGGUUCAGAAGAAAACCUCUUCCAAAGCACAGGAUGACAUGGACGUGCCUGCCUCCAAGGGCUCCAUCUCACUGCAGGAGCUUCGAUUGCCUCUUAAGGCCGACUUUGUCUGCUCUACCGCUAAUAGGCCCGAGUCUGGAAGCCAUUAUUUCUUUGUGAUGAUCCGUGCUGGAGCUGAAAAUACGGUUGCUACUCCUCUGGCCAGCACCAACAAUGCCCUUAGUGGGGAUGCCUUGACCUUUUCCACCAAGUUCACUCUGCCUGACGUUUCCAGUGACUUUGAGAUUGAUAUUGAGGUCUACUAUCUUGUUCUGAAACGUGAGCUUUUCGUUGAUAAAAGAAAGAAGCCUGCUAAGUCCAAGGCCAUCACCCCCAAGAGAUUCCUUGCUAUCAGUAAAAGCAAUCUCCAAACACCUGUAGUGGCAAGCCCUGGGGGUCCGAAUGCAGUGCGCUCCAGUAACUUUGCUCUUGUUGGAUCGCACAAGUUAACCUUGGCUUCUAUUGGAAAAAACAAAUUUCCUCUGGAAAAGAUCAAAUAUACAGGGUGUGAGAGCAGGCUUCUCAGUGAUAUGUUUCAGAAUAAGGUCCCUUUUCUCUGUCCUUUGGAAGGCCAUAUUCACCUCAGGAUGCAGUGUGAGGUUGACUCGCAUGUGCAGGAAAGAGGAUUUUUGACCAUGUUUGAAGAUGUCAGUGGUUUUGGAGCCUGGCAUAGGAGGUGGUGUGUCCUCUCAGGAUACUGCAUCUCCUAUUGGACUUAUCCUGAUGAUGAAAAACGCAAGAAUCCUAUUGGUCGUAUCAACUUGGCAAGCUGUACAAGUCGUAAAGUGGAGCCUGCAAACCGCGAGUUCUGUGCCCGGCCCAACACCUUUGAACUGAUUACAGUGAGACCACAAAGGGACGAUGACAAAGAAACUCUGGUCAGCCAGUGCAGGAACACCAUGUGUGUCACAACGAACUGGCUUAGUGCCGACACUAAAGAAGAGAGAAAUCUGUGGAUGCGGAAACUCAAUCAAAUCCUAGUGGACCUGCGCAUGUGGCAGCCAGAUUCAUGUUACAGGCCAGUGUGACCCUGACCGAGAGGAAGCUCACAGGUCCUAAUUCUACACGAAAUAUCAAACUGUUUGCUGAGAAGUGCAAUACAAUAUCAAAGUUACAAAAUGUUUACAGUGGAAUAUAAAGUUAAGGAAUUGUAUAUUUGACUGAAGUCACGGACAUGAGGAAAUUAAAAUUCGAUAAAGCAAUGCUCAACAUUUAAACACUUCAUUGAAGAGAAUAAUCCACCUCACAUUGUUUGUAAAGGGCACAUUCUGAUGUUUAGAACAACUAAAUGGUGACUGUACAGCUUAACAUCAUAAACCUGAACAGUGUAUUGAAUUAUAAAUCACAAAUGACUGUUUACAACAUCGAAAAGAAAGUCAUGUUCAUGGUUUUGGCAUGAGGAGAGAAACUUUAAGUUUUUUAAUUUUAUUUUUUUUUAAUGGGCUUUUUCAGGACACGAGGGUUCUUUGUAUGCACUUAAUUUGCAUGUUCCCCAAGCAAAGCAUUAAGUUCUUCCAUAGCGUCACACUGUAGGUUUUCACUUAAGUACAGGAAGCAAGAUUUAGUUUGAUUGGCAGAAUUAUUGCAUUUUAAAGCUCUAGACUAUAUAUAUUGAACAAUUUCUUUAAUAAAAUGCAGUUGGUUUGCAUUCAGAUAUGUAAAGUUUCUGCUUCAGUAUUUAUAUUUAAACCAGAGUUUGCCUAACUGCCCAUAUAUGUGCUGUCAUAAAAAAAUAUGAAAUUAGUAACCGCUUCAGUUAGAGUGGAUUAAUGUGUACACAGAAGCUUAAGCCACACUAAAGCGUAUUAAAUAUAUUCUUUCCAGUGAUCCUCCAUAUAAUCAUAAUACACGGGACAAUGUUUAUUUAAUAUUAAUAACCGAAUGUUUGCUGAACACAAUAUGUUGAGAACUACAGCUCCUUGGAUUUUAUUAAUACAUUUUCAAGCUUCCUGCUUACAUCUUGGAUAUAUUUUAGUUUUAUGGUGUGACUGUACCAUUUAGUAUUGAGAGCAUGUCCUUUUGAAAUAAUUAUGAGGGUUGUUUGCUUUUAUUCAGGGAAAUUUUUAUUCUAGUUUUAUAUAUUCUCUGUGGGUUGGACAGUGUAAAAGUACUUUAUAAACAUAUUGUGUAUGAACAGUUGAAUUGAAUACAAGAUUGUAUUCUGAGCUGUUGAAACUACUACUAAAGUGCACACCUAAUGUCAGUAGCUGCUUUAACUGUUCUAAGAUGAAAGAUCUACAUCACAGUUUCAUUUUGAGUGUAUGUGAGAUAUUUAGACAAGUAUAGUUGUUAUUGACACAAAGUAGACAAUGGCUUUUUUGAUUGUUUGUUUGUUUGUUUUUCUACACUUUAUACUAGCAUUUUAUUAUAUUGUUUUGACUUAAAUGCAUGCAGAUGCCUGCUUAAAUGCCUUAAUAAAUGCCUUGUGGUUUGCAGUGAUUAGUGGACAAGUUUGCUUAAGACACUUGAGUAUGCUUCUUGGUUUCCCACCCUGUUUUAAACACUCCAGAUGUAGUGUCAAGAUAUAUGCAGUGCUGACAUUCCAAUAAAAGCCACAGCUUUAACCAA
Molecule: messenger RNA, 5263 nt
Organism: Ictalurus punctatus (channel catfish)
Lineage: Eukaryota; Metazoa; Chordata; Actinopteri; Siluriformes; Ictaluridae
Gene: anln
Product: anillin, actin binding protein
Exons: 25
Coding region: 154-3723 (1189 amino acids)
Biological process (GO): actomyosin contractile ring assembly; mitotic cytokinesis; septin ring organization
Cellular component (GO): actomyosin contractile ring
Source: RefSeq, a predicted model, not a curated record